AUGAAAGGAAGUAAGAGAAAUGCUAUCGUAGAUGAAGAAAUUCCAAGUGAUGAUGAAGAAAUACAAGCUUCCACUCAUAGGAGCGAUGAACAUUCAGAGGAUGAAUAUGAUAGUGAAACUGCAGAGGAUAAGCGCUUAAGACUUGCCAAAGAAUAUCUUAGACAUUUAGAGCAAGAAGAAUUGCAAGAUCAGCAAUCAAAAGACACUGCACAUGAUGCAAUUGCACACCGUUUAAAAGAAGAAUUUUUAGACCACAGUGGAAAGCAACAAAAAUUAUUAUGCGAUGAAUGUAUUGAACCAGAUCCUGAUAAAAUCAUCAAGUUACAGGGACACAAACUCAGUGUCACUUGUGUAGCAUUCUCUCAUGAUGGUAAAUUUGUCUAUAGUGGUUCAAAGGAUAGUUCUAUAAUCAAGUGGGAUUUAGAAACUUUUAAGAAAGUGAAAGUAUUUCAUGGCUUCCAUAAAGCUGGCGAAGGGAAAGGACAUAAAGGACACAUCCUAUGUUUAGAUGUCAGCUUGGAUUGUAAAUACAUGGCGAGUGGUGGGCAGGAUAAACUUGUAUACUUAUGGGAUUUAGAGAAGGAAGAAGUUUGUUAUAUAUUUAAAGGACAUAAAGAUAUAAUUACGGGCUUGCGAUUUCGCCAUAAUUCUCACGAAUUGUAUAGCACUUCCAAAGAUAGAUCAGUGAAAGUAUGGAGCGUGGAUGAAAGGGCAUACGUUGAAACAUUAUUUGGUCAUCAAGACGCAGUUUUAGGUAUCGAUUGUCUCAGGCGGCAGCGACCUGUUACUGCUGGUGGUCGUGAUUGUAGUAUUCAUGUCUGGAAAAUUAUUGACGAGAGCUAUUUGAAAUUCGAAACCAACAAAAGAGGAUCCAUGGAAUGCCUCUGCAUGCUUAAUGAAGAUAACUAUCUUUCUGGCACUGAUGACGGAUCGCUGAUAACAUGGAAUAUUCACAAAAAGAGGCCAACUUUUACCAGAGAUAACGCUCACGGAUCAAAUCCGCAAAGAAACCUUCCAACAGAUGAUUCUUGGAUCAUCUCUGUAGCGUCGGUUCCUUAUAGUGAUCUAGCUAUAAGUGGUUCAAACGAUAAUCAAUUACGAUUAUGGCGAAGCAGCCGUGACUAUACAACAUUAAGUCCACUUUUUUCUGUCGAUGUGCCAGGUUUCAUCAAUGGACUAGCUCUAAGUCAUAAUGGCCAAUUUAUAGCAUGCGCUAUUGGUCAAGAGCACAAAUUAGGAAGAUGGUGGCAUUUACAGCAUGUCAAGAAUUGCGUAUGCAUUAUCGAUUUGCGAAAUGCUUGA
Molecule: messenger RNA, 1302 nt
Organism: Trichoplax adhaerens
Lineage: Eukaryota; Metazoa; Placozoa; Uniplacotomia; Trichoplacea; Trichoplacidae
Exons: 12
Coding region: 1-1302 (433 amino acids)
Cellular component (GO): small-subunit processome
Molecular function (GO): protein binding; snoRNA binding
Source: RefSeq, a predicted model, not a curated record